GGUAAGAUUGCUCAGAUGGAUCGAACAUGCUGUACAAGGCGAAAUUUGUUUACUUUUUUAUUUUCUCCUGUAAAUAAACACCAAGUUCUGUAUCGAAACACAGUGAAAAAUCACUACAAAUUAUUAAUUGGUUCAAUAUUACCUGCAUGGGCUUUCAGGAUGUGAAAUAAUAUAUUAUUGGUUAAUAUGAAGUGAACUAAUCCGACAUUUUUACACCACUGUUUUGACAACAAAAGUAGCUAAUUAUGAAAGGGUCAGUCAGUGUUGUUGUUACUCCAGCACAGAGUGAAGAUGAGCCUACUGUGGAAGAAAACGAGACAUUUAAUGUCGUGUACCAUGGUCAUAUAAGUAUUGAUAGGCGUUAUGUUCCUCCAGUUUUCCAUUGGAUUGCUAAGCAAAUUGUUCGAAAAGGUGAUGUGAAUAUGACAAUGAAAGCAUGUUUGACGAAAUCUUCUUUAAAGUUUUUGAAAAGUGACAAUAAACAAUCAAUAUUUAUGGAACAUACAUUUGAUAGUAUUUAUCGUCUUUCAAGGUUAAGACAUUGUAACCUGAACAAUUUUUUAGCAUUUAUUACUGUUGGUAAAAAUGAUACAAAUUGUUGUGGAUUUUAUAUUUUGGAAUGUGAAAGCGUAGAAAUGAAAGAUCAAUUUUUGAAUUCUUUGAAAACACGAGUUCUUGGAUUUCAAAAAUCCUUCACUGGUGAUCAUGCAGCAAUACCUAACAAACUGCCCACCAAGCCGACACACAGGCGAGGGGUUUCAUCAGGUGCAAUCCUUGUUUCACCCAGCAAGUCAGAUGCUGUAUAUCGAGAUUCUGUGUAUUACAUUGGAAAAGUUACAAUAUCGCAACCGCAGGCUCCACCUAAAUUUAUUGAUGAAGUUUUAGUGCAGCUAAAGAAGAAUCAAUCAUCAGAACAUCCUCGUUUUAAAAGGAACGUGAGUGGCAACUUGUUUGCGAAAAGAUUCAGUCUUGAUGCAAAUGCACACAGAGAAAAUACGGGUAUGUUGUUAAGUGCUUCAAAAGCAGAGAUACAAUUUAUCUCACGAGGGAGAUCAAUAAGUUGUAACAGUGACCAUCAAGAAGCAUCGGGAUUGGAAAAUGACAGAAUAGAUAGGGAAGCCCCCUUGGAGAGUGACUCAUUUACACUUGGUGACAUACAAGAGGAAGUACAGUCCCGACUUGUUACAUUGCAGAUAUCAAAAACAUCACUUAUGCUGUUUAGUGUUGGUUCAAAAACACUCUUAUUGGAAAAAAAAAUUAAAAGUAUUUCUUUUUGUACAAAGGGUGAAAUUAGAAAAGACCAUUUUGGUUUUAUAUGUCGAGAAAAUGGAAAUCAUACGUGUUACAUAUUUCAAGGUGAAUCUGAACACAAGGUUGAUGCAAUCAUGAAAUCGAUGAAGCUUGCAUUUACUGAAGCACUAGAAGCAACAGCACAUUUAACAUUAUGUGAAUCCUGUCCCCUACAGUACCUACAUAGACUUUGCACCAAACUUGAAGCUUCUUCAAUGAUUCGAGAAAGACUUCUUGUUCUGCAAGAAACUUUAGAUCUGAUUUCAGAUUAUGAUAAGCUUGUCGUACUGAAUCAAGUAAAUGAAGUUGCACCAUCAAAUGAUGAGGAAAGGCUCGAUAUAACUGUUGACAUCCUGCGCAAAAUAUUUGAUGAACAACAGAAAUCCCAUAAGCAUUCUCACAAGCUUCAGAACAAUCUGUCAGAUUAUGACAACAGAGACCGUUCAAAAUCUUCUACGAUAUUUGAAAAAGCCAAAAAGUCAUUAACGACUUCAUUCCAAAACUUAAAUAUUAAAAAGGUCAGAUCCAAAACUCUCUCCCCCAGCAUGUAUGACAACCAUUCAUCAGAAGGGUCAAAUGGUUCCAAGUCUCCCAAUCCUCACAUUGCACGUAUCCAAAGUUCAGAAAAUAUGAAACCUCGAAGUAAAUCGUAUGAAACUCCAAAUAGUUGUCCAACAACACCAGAAUUUGCUUCCCGUCGUCUUCAGUUUACAUUUGAUCAAAGUGGUAAAUCUUCAAGAAGCGGAAGUAUAGCCGAUGAUGAAGAUGAAAAUGAGGAUGUUAAAGAAUUAAAUGAAGUUAAGAAAGAAAAGUUGGGUCGAAAAGGAUCUUGGCGGCAGGCGAUAUAUCAAAGUGUGGUUACACCAUCAAGAAAAAGUUCCUGCUCAUCUGUUUCAACGAUUCCAAUCGAAGCUGAGGAAUUGCAACCCAGAGAGCCUGUCGAUCGCAGUUUGAGAGCACGUGAGCGAUGGCAGAGCGCCAUUAUGAACCAGAUUCUCUUGAUCCGUAUGAAUAAAGAAAAUAAAAAGCUGGCUGCUAACAUUUCUGCGACAGAAACACGGCGACAAAAGCUCUCCUAUAAGGAAUUAUGCAGUUAUUCUGCUGAGUCAGCAAGUACUUGGGAUGAUUUGUUAAUCCGAAAAAAUAACGAAAAAGUUGACGAUCAUGUUUUACUUGAAGCUGUACGCGGUGGUGUACCGCGCAUGCGUCGUGGAGAAAUUUGGCAAUUCUUGAUAAAACAAUACAUCAUCAAGACACCUGAAAGACCUGACGAGCAAUACUGGAAGGAGAGUUCGUAUAGAAGUCUGAUACAAGAACAUACCACACAUCAACACGCCAUUCUCAUAGAUUUAGGACGAACGUUUCCGACGCAUGCUCAUUUCAUACCUCGACUCGGUUCCGGGCAAUUAAGUUUGUUCAAUAAUUUGAAAGCGUAUUCUAUCCUUGAUAAGGAAGUGGGUUACUGUCAAGGAUUGAGCUUUGUUGCUGGUCUUUUACUGAUGCAUAUGAAUGAAGAAGAUGCAUACAAAUCAUUUUGUCACGUAAUGUUCGAUCUACAAAUUCGUAAUCAAUAUAAACCAGACAUGGAGGCUGUACAGCAACAAUUGUAUCAACUGUCGCGUCUUCUUCACGACUAUCAUCCAACGUUGUAUGAACACCUUAACGUUCACGACGUAACGCCGACAUUAUAUGCUGCACCAUGGUUUCUGACGUUAUACGCUUCACAAUAUCCCAUUGGUUUUGUCGCGCGUGUGAUGGAUUUGUUGUUGUUGCAAGGACUUGAAGUUAUUUUUAAGGUUGCUCUAAUCUUAGUUGGAAAUCAUGCAGAUGAAAUCUUGAAGUGUGAUUGUUUCGAAAGUAUUGUUGAGUACAUGAAAACGAGUCUACCGGAGGAAGUUGUUGAUGAAACCGACGACAUAUGCACACGAGCAUUGAAUAUGGAUAUUAAGCAACAGCUUAAUUUGUAUGAAGUGGAGUACCAGUUGUUGAAUGAUGAAAUGAUCGAUAUUCGACAGAACAAAGAGAAGUUAGAGAAACAAGAAGUUGCUCAUAAUCAACUCAUUUUGCAAGUUGCGCAAUUGAAGAAAGAACUUAAAAGUGCGAAUGAAACGAUUAUGUCAUUGAAAAUGUCGGUAGAAAGUUCGAACGAUCAAGUCAACAGUUAUCAAGUAAAGUUACAAGCUGUUCAGAAUGAGCGAGACAAACUUAGGUUGACGGUGGCAGAAUUACGAAAUGAAACCGAUGGUAUUAGUUCUUCAGAAGAAGUUGCAAGUAUUUUUGAUAAAAAAAGAGUUACAAAUGGCGAACAAAAUUGGGAACUAGUGCCCAGUCCAGAUAGUGUAGGUGCAGAAAUGGUUAAUAAAAUGCAAAAUACGGAGAAAAUGCUGAGUCCGUUAGAAGCGUCUGAAAUGUCAGAUAAUGAGUUCUGUAGGAACGGUGAGACAGAUUCGAUAGGGAGUAGCUCAAUAAAAAAUGGAGUUUGUAAUGAAUUGACAUCAAGCUCUGAUUCUUCAUCUUUGAAAUCUUUGGGUAAAGACGCUACGAUGUUGUUAACCGUUUCGAGUGAAAGUUAAACGUUCAUAUUAGUUAUUUUUAUGCUGUUCAUACAGUUUUACUUGCGCACAUAGAGGUGCGUAUUUUAAUACCCCCCCCCCCCCCCCCACGAUGAGAUCACGUGAUGUAGUUGUUUUUAACGAAGUUUUUAUUGGUGAAUUUGAAACUUUUUUCGAGUUUUUUUUCCUCAAGUAAGAUAUUAUAAAUUUUAUACAAAGAUUGAGUUUUUAGUUAAUCGUUUUGUAAUUAGAUAAAAUCUAUUAAGACAGUCAAGUAUGGAUGGUUGUUCAGAAAAGGGCGUUGACGGUACACAGCCACAGGCUCGAAACACUUGUUUUCUAAUGCUGGCCGUUAGAUUCAAGUUAACUACUGUGCCUAGAUUCUUCCUGAUCUGUGGCCAUCUAUGCUAAAAAAAAAAGAUUUAUUGUUAUUAUGAAAAAAUUAUUCUUUUGUUAUUGUAAAAUAUUAUUAGAGAGAAAAAAGAAUGCUAAA
Molecule: messenger RNA, 4335 nt
Organism: Hydractinia symbiolongicarpus
Lineage: Eukaryota; Metazoa; Cnidaria; Hydrozoa; Anthoathecata; Hydractiniidae
Product: TBC1 domain family member 1-like
Exons: 17
Coding region: 246-3863 (1205 amino acids)
Source: RefSeq, a predicted model, not a curated record